UUGUAGAAGUUAUUCCCCAACACUUGAUAAUUUUGUUUAUUCAGCACAAGAUGCAUCAUUGUUUCAAAUUGCCAAUGUUAAUCAUGAUCUACACUAUGUUCAUCAAAAAUCAAUUAUGUCAACUGAAUGGAAAGCUCUAGAAAACAAUAUGAAAGAGGUUAGUCUGGCUAGGCCAGCUGGUAACAAGAGCUAUGCAUCACUGGUAAAUAUGAUUAUGGAGUUUUUUUGUUGUUUUUUUUUUUGGGGGGGGGGGUUAUUUGUAGGGAUUUGAAGUCCCAUUAGUUGUUGAGGAAAUAGUAGGAUAUACAGCAGUUAUUGCGUUUCUGGGUGUGAGGACUCUAACAAACAACAAAUCAGGAUCCCAAAGGAUAAGUUGCGUUAGCUAUCAGAUGCGGUGUUGAUAUUUUUAAACAAAAUAAAACGAUGCUCUAAAGAGUGCAGUCUGUAAUAGGACUACUUAAUUUGUGUGUAAUGAUCAUUCCUUCAGAUAGGAUGUUUAAAAGGCUUGGUAGGAUUCAUAUCGGCUAGACACCACACUAUGGUCAGUGAAGAUAUGGAGGAUGUCAGAAUCUGGACCAAAUGGCUGUUGUCGAGGAACCUCAUGGAACAAAUAUCUGGAAGCUUGUAAAGAAUGUACGCCGGGGUACUUUGGUUUGCGCUGUGAAAUACCCUGUGUAUACCCAUAUUACGGAACACUCUGUGAGAACAAAUGCUGGUGUGAUCGAGAAUCCUGUCAUGUUUCAUCGGGGUGUCCAAAUUUAUCAACGAGAACCACAGAGAAUGUUCUGAGAACUGAUGUAAAUGGAUUCGAUAUCAACGUUACCAGCUCUGGUGGCGUCCAUUUGUUCAAUAACACUAACAGCAAGAAUGAAGAUUCUCCGUCUUUCCCAUCUAUCGUUACCAUUGUCUCAUGCUCCAUUUUAUUUGUUCUGAUUAUUGUCUCAAUAGUCUUAAUAGCUCGGAAAUACGGAAACCAAAACAGAAUCACCAACGCUAACCACAAUGACAGGUACUUGUAUCAGUCGCCCAGUGUUACAAUGAGAUCUGAACAUGUUUAUCAACGAACGGGGAUGGCAGAUGUGUUUUCCGGAAUCUCCAAUGUGACUAUCACAUACGAAAAACCAUCAAAGACGUAUUCCAUCAAACUUCAUUGUGAAGAGACGGAACCCUUAGUGACUGAUGAGGUUUUCACCAGUCAAUACGCUGUGUCUGAUGACGUUGAUCGGGAUCGAUAUACUAUAAAUCCUAUCAGACGUGGUGAAAGAUCUGUAUACCAUAACGCUGAUGACAUAACUCGUGUUUCUACUGAAACAAUGUCACAGCUGUAAAACAUUUCAAACAAAAUAUUAGACGGAGAUUAUCAAUGUUGAUAUCAAAAUUAUUUAUAUACAGGAUUUACAUGUAUACUGUAUUUUACACAGGGGCUAAGCCCGUUUUGGGCCCGAACUCUGUGAUACCAUAAAUAUAGAGUUCGGGCCCAAAACGGGCUUAGCCCCUGUGGCAAUUUACACACAGAGGUGUGCACUUUCUGGUGUACACCAUUUACACCCUGCAUAUGACAUGUGUUGGUAAAUGUACCAAAAUAAUUCAUUAUAUGACUGACAAAUUAUGAGACUGAAAAUCUGCAGAUGUGUUUCUCCGUAGUUUGUUAAUUAGUUGUAAAAUACAUAAGAAAACAAUUCCAGCGCAU
Molecule: messenger RNA, 1690 nt
Organism: Ostrea edulis (European flat oyster)
Lineage: Eukaryota; Metazoa; Mollusca; Bivalvia; Ostreida; Ostreidae
Exons: 4
Coding region: 561-1328 (255 amino acids)
Source: RefSeq, a predicted model, not a curated record